Messenger RNA from Guyanagaster necrorhizus, 1118 nucleotides. RefSeq lists its product as uncharacterized. NCBI's taxonomy places the organism in Eukaryota, Fungi, Basidiomycota, Agaricomycetes, Agaricales, Physalacriaceae. The transcript has a single exon. The record is from RefSeq and is a predicted model, not a curated record. Bases 186 to 836 code for a protein of 216 amino acids.
CUUUAAGACCUCUUAUUGUACAAUGGGUACCCGCGGCGUUUCUUGCAAUCAAGGAACAUUGGGAUUCUAGGAAAUUUUCCAUUGUUCAAAUUUCUGACAGGUUCUCUAUAAAACUGUUCAUCAUACCAAAGAAACGCAUAUGCCCCAUUUUAAUUAACGCCGCCACGAACAGUAUACUCUCCGUAAUGAAACGCAAUAUUUCCCAGAGGGUCACAGAGAGCAGUAAUGCCUCCAUCUCGUACCGACUUGGCUCUGGCUCUUCGUCUUUUCUCAGGAGCAGGAGUCUUUCGCCUUCCUUGAGAUCCAUCUCUCCGACGACUGGAUACAAGCCUACGUCUCCGUCGCUCUCACUUUCCCCUUUAGAGCUCUCGCGCCACCUUGAGCGCCUUUCCAUUCUCCCGCCACCGCCCAGUGCGCAAGGCUUUCCUGAGCGCACCUUCUUUCAUGUCUGCAGCCCCCCUCCCCCUGCUCUGUACACUAACCUGCUGCCCUCUGACUCGUUCAGAAUGGACAUCCCACGUAUCACUCAUGCCCGUCCCAGUUCAUAUGACAGCAUGAACAAUCUUAUCCUGUCGCAUCGCAGUUGUUUCGAUGUUUUCCCUCCCAUCAUUCCAUCUCUCGCUCUUUCCGAGCCUGAGCCACCUGUGGCUACGCACGAGUAUCCACCUGUUAUCCAUAUACCUGCAGCGGAGGAGGAUCCUGACUUCGUGCACCAGUAUGAGCUUGCUGCUGCAUUGCUCAGUCGAGGGAAUACGCAUCGGAAAUGCGCCAAGGCCAAGAGAUCUCGAGAGAAGAAAGAAUACAUCAAAAGCAGCCUGUCGCACGAGCUCGAAUAAUCGUGGCGCAACAUUUUUUUAUUCAUCUUAUCAGACUCUCCAGCAUCCAUUAUCAUCGUUAUCGGACGUUCCAUCUUAGUUACCGCUUUGCUUAUCGCCGCAUUGUUUUCUCAUCGCCUUGCUUUCAUGUCCUUGUUUUACUCUAUUCAUCGCAUUUAUCUCAGCACUCACCUUAUUGUUCUCCUAGAAGCUGUAGAAUCAGCAGCUACAUCUAAUCCUUGUACUUGUAAACUUUGCUUAUGUCGUAGACAUAAUUGUUAUAUUCCACGGUGUAGAUGUAAG